Molecule: messenger RNA, 2453 nt
Organism: Loxodonta africana (African savanna elephant)
Lineage: Eukaryota; Metazoa; Chordata; Mammalia; Proboscidea; Elephantidae
Gene: ENTPD1
Product: ectonucleoside triphosphate diphosphohydrolase 1
Exons: 11
Coding region: 1044-2384 (446 amino acids)
Cellular component (GO): plasma membrane
Molecular function (GO): hydrolase activity
Source: RefSeq, a predicted model, not a curated record
CCUCUCUCUCUCUCUGAGACGGCCCAUAGCUAGCAGAGGCUGGAGAAAAAAAAAAAAAAGAGAGAAAAGAGGAAGAAAACAAAAGCUGCCACUUAUGGAAGGGAGAAGGGGUAAGAGCAAAAUUGAUUUGAUCUGAAUCUUUAAGAAAAAAAGAGAGUGAGAGAGAAAACAAGCCCGACCAAAAAGCAAGUACUUGAAAGAACAAGAGACAAAAAGCCCUGAAUGAACUUUUCUACCAGCUUCCUUCUGAUAAGAGGCAAAGGAAAAACUCUGAGAAACUUUUUAGGGAGCAAAGCCCAGGGUUGUUGUCAAGGGUGGCUCCUGAGCAAGCUGGAAGGGCUCAUGAAUAUUCAUUACCAUUUGUAUUCAGAGCCGGGUUUUUGAGAGGCAAAUGAUUUCUUCAGUCCCCUUGUAGUUUUUUAAGAAGCAGCUGCCUACGGGACAGUCUGGAGUCAUCUUGCCGGUUGGUCGGUGCUGCCGGUUGGUCGGUGCCUCAGGGUGUUUGCUUAAAGAUGCUGGACUCCGUGUGUAGAUUUGUUUUCUUCUCGAGUUUCUGUGUGCUUUUCUGUUGUAAAAAUAGCACAGAUGUCUUUGCCGGGGUAAAACAGAGAAGUUAAUGUGGCAAGAGGCUGUUACAGCAGGACCCAAGAGUCGUGUGUCUUGCAAAAGGCUGAUAAGUUUCUUGAUUCUAGAGUGAAGAGAUUUUUGUCCAAAAAUGGCCUGGUCAUUCUUGGGUUCACCUUUAUCCUGUCUCUGAUAGCUUUGCUCGCUGUGGGGCUGACCCAGAAUAAAAAUACACCAGAAAACUUUAAGUGUCCCAGCAACUUCAGCAUGUAGUUCUGAAUCUUGACUGCACAUUAGAAUCACUUGGAGCAUCUAAGAUAACGAUGCUCAGGCUCUACCCUGGGUAAUUCCUGGAUUUUUCUGACAUACAACCAGCAUCAGAAGCCACCCAUCUAGAGGGAUUGCUGUCCUACUAGAUUGCAUGAUCAGGACAAUUCCAGUUUGGGAUUGUGUUUGAUGCGGGCUCUUCUCACACGACCAUGUACAUCUAUAAGUGGUCAGCAGAAAAGGUGAAUGACACAGGGUUGGUGUAUGAGAUAGAAUCCUGCAAGGUCAAAGGUCCUGGAAUCUCAGCAUUUGCUUCGAACUUACAAGAUAUACCUAUGUACCUGAGUAAAUGCAUGGGAAGAGCCAAGGAGCUGAUUCCAAAGUACAAGCACCAUCAGACACCUGUUUACCUGGGAGCCACGGCAGGCAUGCGGUUGCUCAGGAUGGAAAAUGAAGAGUCAGCGGAAAGAAUCCUGAAUUCAGUGACAAGUUUCCUCAGUUCCUACCCGUUUAAUUUUCGGGGUGCCAGGAUCAUCUCUGGCUCAGAGGAAGGUGCUUAUGGCUGGAUUACUAUCAACUAUCUGUUGGGAAAAUUACAGAAGAAACAAAAUUCUAAAGACCCAUCUUCAAGAAGAAAUGAGAGUCUGGAAACCUAUGGAGCCUUGGACCUUGGGGGAGCCUCCACGCAAAUCACUUUUGUGCCCAAAGAUACAAAUAUCAAGCCUCCGAUCAAAUUUAUGCAAUUUCGUCUCUAUGGCAAUAACUACUCUGUAUACACAUACAGCUUCUUAUGCUAUGGGAAAGAUCAGGCGCUCUUAAAGAAACUAGCCAUGGACAUUAUGAAUGCACCAUCGGGAAUCCUCUUAGACCCAUGUUUUCAUCCCGGAUAUGAGAGGACGGUGGAUGUAAGUUACCUUUUCAACAAUACCUGCACCAGGGAAUAUAAUGGUCAGUUUCCAUUCCAUGAGCUUAAAAUCAAUGGCACUGGAGAGUUUCAACAAUGCCAGGAAGACCUCCUUGAUCUCUUCCACACCACUAAUUGCCGUUACACCAGUUGUACCUUCAAUGGGAUUUUCAUGCCGCCAGUCCAAGGGGAGUUUGGGGCAUUUUCAGCUUAUUACUAUACGAUGAACUUUUUAAACUUGACAUCAGAUAAAGUCUCCAGUGAGGAGAUGGUGAUUGACAAGAUGAAAAAGUUCUGCGCUAGACCUUGGAAGGAGGUGAACACAACUUACGCUGGCGUGAAGCAGAAGUACCUGAGUGAAUACUGCUUUGCUGGCACCUACGUUUUAACCCUCCUGCAAGCCUAUAAUUUCACAGAUUACUGGAAACACAUUCAUUUCAUGGACAAGAUCAAUGACAACACUGAAGCCGGGUGGACUUUGGGCUACAUGCUAAACCUGACCAACAUGAUCCCAGCUGAGCUGCCACAGCCCAAACCUUUCUCCCGUCCCACGUACAUCUCCCUCAUGGUGGCCUUCUCCCUGGUGCUGGCUGUAGUGUUCAUCCUAGGCUCGAUUAUCUUUCACAAGUCUUCGUAUUUCCAGAAAUAAGUGGAAUAGCAGGAGCAGUUGAAAUCUGCUGGCUGGAAUGAGAAAAAAAAAAAAAAAACUGCCCAGGGA